UGAAUGGAAGCCGGUGUUGAUAGUUUCAAACUGGGGAUAAAUUUAUUAGAUUAAUUACUAUAAUAUUCCUUAUACUCUAUUAUACUAGUUGUACCACGAAUAUCAGCAUGACAUUCCUCUGAAAUUUAACUCGUUUCAAGCAAGUUAACUAAGUUAUAUCAUGGCGUUUCCUCAGCCCAGACCUCAGGCUCCUCAGCUUCCUCAGCAUCUGCUCAGGACCAUAGACUGUCAGCAAGGAGCUGUCAGGGCAGUUCGCUUUAACGCUGAUGGGAACUACCUGCUGUCCUGCGGCAGUGACAAAUCCCUAAAGCUGUGGAGUGUGAGCAGAGGGACCCUGCUGAAGACAUACAGUGGCCAUGGAUAUGAAGUUCUGGAUGCUGAUGGUUCCUUUGACAACAGCCAGCUUUGCACCUGCAGCUCUGACAAGACAGUGAUCCUGUGGGACGUCGCCACAGGCCAGGUCACACGCAAACUCAGAGGUCAUGCUGGGAAAGUCAACUGUGUCCAGUUCAAUGAGGAGGCAACUGUUAUCUUGUCUGGGUCCAUAGAUGGGACCGUUAGGUGCUGGGACACCAGGUCCAGAAGAUUCGAGCCCAUCCAGGUUCUAGACGAGGCUCGGGACGGCAUCAGCAGCCUGAAGGUGCUACAACAUGAGCUGCUUACAGGAUCUGUGGACGGCAGAGUGAGGCGCUAUGACCUGCGGAUGGGACAGCUGCAUGUGGACUUCAUCAGCAGUCCCAUCACCUGUGUCUGUUUCAGUCAAGACAGUCAGUGCACUCUGAGCUCCAGUUUGGAUUCAACAGUCCGACUCCUGGAUAAGAGCACGGGGGAGAUGCUAGGAGAGUAUACAGGACAUAAGAUGAAGGGCUACAAGCUGGACUGCUGCCUGUCCAGUAAAGACACGCAUGUCCUGAGCUGCUCAGAGGACGGACACGUCUACUGCUGGGACCUGGUGGAGGGGUCUUUGUCCUUGAAGCUGCCAGUGGGAAAAGCUGUUGUCCAGUCGCUGUCCUUCCACCCGACAGAGACCUGCCUCCUGACUGCCAUGGAGGGGCGUGUCCAGGUGUGGGGGGCGGAGCCAGAGGAGACAGAGGAGGACGCGAUGGCCACAUAGAGAGAGUGAAAGCAGUCAAAAGCAGACAGCGUUUACACACUGAGAGGACUGUUUUCUCUUAUUCCAGCAACAAACAGUCUGUAAACAUCACAACUUUAAAACCUGAUAAACCUUAUGGUGGCGUGAAAUUUAGUUUCAAAUCUAGUUUUUAUGAAGCAAAUGCUGGCGCAAAUAAUAUUAAGAUUAAAAGGCUGAUGCUGAACUUUGGCUCACAGACCUGCAGAGAAUAUGUUCUGGAUGUGAAUCUAAUUUUUUUUUUUUUUUAUUUCAGUUCAUGAGGGAAUCUAAAGGAUCUUUGACUUUUGUACGUGUGUGAAACAUUGAUAUAUUUUUAUACAAA
Seriola dumerili (greater amberjack) is the source of this 1454-nucleotide messenger RNA. RefSeq names its product WD repeat domain 83 (gene wdr83). Gene Ontology annotation, biological process: mRNA splicing, via spliceosome. Gene Ontology annotation, cellular component: catalytic step 2 spliceosome. The coding region runs from base 161 to 1114 and encodes 317 amino acids. The transcript is spliced from 10 exons. Gene Ontology annotation, molecular function: protein binding. The record is from RefSeq and is a predicted model, not a curated record. Lineage: Eukaryota; Metazoa; Chordata; Actinopteri; Carangiformes; Carangidae.